UUUGUUCAUCUCAGUACCGUCUAGCCUUAAUUCUUGAAUCAGAAUUUUCGUUUGUAUCAUAACUGGCGAAAGCCAUCGUGCGGGGUCGAAAAGUUUUGCCACCGAGAAUAAAAUCUGUCUCUUCGUUUGGCGGAUAAUGUGGAUAUGAACUCUGUCGUGUAUGAAAACGAUAUCGCAUUCCAUUGGAUGCUAAGUGUUUUUGUACUUUCUUUUUCGAAUAAAAGGAAAUUUGUAUCCAACAAAUUGUCGUUUGGGAUAUUUUUUAUAUUUUGUAAUGGAAACCCUGCGGUGUUGAGGGCAUUUAUUGCCUCGUUACUUUGUCACUGCUACUUAAAAAUAACUGGUAACAGUUGUGACAAGUUUCCUAAAGUAGCAGUGGCAGGAAUUAACGAACAAAGUAGCAGACACAGUAUCACAUGAAAAAUUGCGACAAAAUAGCAUUCACCGUGGAAUAUAAAAAAUUGCGACUGUGACAAAGUAGCAGUCACAGUAUAACAUGAAAAAUUGCGACUGUUGCUAAAUAGCAUUCACAGGCAUUUAUUGCCUCGUUACUAUUUCACUGCUACUUAAAAAUCACUGGUAACAGCUGUGACAAAUUUCCUAAAGUAGCAGUGACAGGAACUAACGAACAAAGUAGCAGUCACAGUAUCACAUGAAAAAUUGCGACAAAAUAGCAUUCACCAUGGAAUAUAAAAAAUUGCGACUGUGACAAAAUAGCAUUCACCGUGGAACAUAAGAAAUUGCGGCUGUGAUGAAUUCAUAUUCAUUAAAGCUAUGAAUUUUCUUCAAUUUUAUAAGUAUAAAUUGGUUAACAUAUAAAAAGUUAAUUUAUCUUUAAACGAGUAAUACUUAUGUACAAAUUAAAUUGAUUACAGAAACCUCAAUGCUGUAGUAAAGCCAAUUAUAAAACUUUUAAUCUUAAAAUUGCAUCAAUUUAUAUAGUAAUUUAAAAAAAAACUUAUAAAAAGUAUUUUAUAAGUAACGAAAUAUUUUUAAAAGCACAUAUGUUUUCGUUUACUUUAAAUAGUUUCUAUUGAGUAUCCUUAUAUUGAAAAAAAAAUCUUAACAGAAUAUAUUUAUUGUGACUUUAAAAAAUAACGGAUCAUUUACAUUAAUUUUUGUACGAAACGGUUACAAAUCAGUUUGCUUAUACUUAAUAAAAAUUAAAGAUGUUUGUGUCAAAAAAAAACCAAAAUGAGUUAUGUGUGGCAAUUUUUUAAAGAAGUGGAUGCCGUUUUCGCAAAAUCUGAUAUUUGUAAAUGCAAAAUAUCAUAUAAAAAGUCAACAUCAAAUUAAAAAAAAAACAUAUGGAACGGAAGCAUCCUACUGUUCGAUUGGAAAUGGUAAUAUGUAUAAUUUUGAAUUUAUUAUCAAAUUGGUAUUGUGAAAAUAUUUUUGCAGUCGGAAAUUACGCCAGCGCCGCAAAAUGCGCCUGUUACUUUUGAUGAGGAUAUUCCAUCAACUUCGACUGCAUUACCAAAGCCUUUAACACAAACUAAGUUUUUAAAUGUCGCGCGGCUAAAAUCAAAAAGGAAAUAACAAGCAAGAUAUUGCAGCUGUUUACGGUGGAUUUGCAACCUUUCUCUAUAGUUGAGGACAAAGGUUUUCGGGAAUUUGUAACAGCCCUAAAUCCAUCUUAUGACAUUCCUAGCAGACGUGUGAUUUCAAAAUCAAUGAUUCCUGCAUUGUAUGAGGAAUGUAAACAUAAGGUACGAGAAAUGAUUAGGCGCGGAGAAAAGUUUUGCAUCACCACUGAAUGUUGGACAUCGCGGAACACGUCUAGUUUCAUUGCUGUAACUGCACAUUAUGUCACCGACUAACGUCAGUGCUUUUAUCGUCAUCCCAACUGAGGCAAAAUCAUGUAGCUGAAAACUUGGGUGAGGCGAUAUAACAGAUCGUAAGUGAUUGGAAAAUUAACGACAAAAUAUUGCUAGCUGUGUCGGAUAAUGCUAGUAACAUAAAAAGUUCUAUAAUUAAUUAGUUAGGUUGGAAGCAUUUUGGAUGUAUGGCUCACACAAUUAAUUUAAUUGUAGAAGAAGGAUUACGCAUUCCCGAAGUCGAACAAGUAACUGAUAAAGUUAAAAUAAUAGUUGCUCACUUCAAGAAAAGUACUUCAGCGAAUGAAGCGUUUGAAAAUUACCAGCGCAACAGCGGUAAGAACCUCUAAAAUUAAUUCAACAAGUUGAAUCGAGAUGGAAUUCCACACUGGCAAUGUUGGAGCGUUUUUCGGAGUUGGAGGAAGCGGUGAAAUGUACUUUGGUAAUUAUAAAAAAAAAAAAUUACCUAUAUUAACCAGCGACGAGUGGGUGACUGCUGUUGCUUUGUGCAAAAUUUGUAAACCAUUUAGAGAUGUCACAGUAAGCAUUAGUCGUGAAGCAUAUUGUACAGGAUCGCUGGUAAUACCAACCGCAAAUGGUCUAUUAGAUGUGUAUAGACACUUGCGAACUGAAAUAUUUUCAAACACUUCAAAAAAAGUGAUUGAAAUUUUUUUAAAUGGAAUUAGGGAACGUUUUAGCAGUUUACAACACAGUAAUACACUUAUGGUAGCUACUUUUCUAGACCCCAGAUUCAAAUUAGUGGCGUUGACUGAUGAAUCAGCAGCUCAUAACACAAAAAAACUUAUAAAACGUUAUCUAAUAGAUAUGCAAAGGGAAGAAAUAGAAUUUCAGACUGAAAGAACAGAAGAAAAUAUUGAAAAAUCAGUAUCAAUAUGGAGUUCUUUCGAUAAAUACGCUAAUGAACAUAAACCACAUAGCAGCGUAGAAGCAAAAGCCAUUUUUGAAAUUCAGCGCUAUUUGGAAGAUGGCCUGUUUUCCCGUAGUUGCAACUCAUUUCAUUGGUGGCUUGAAAAUAAAUACAGAUACCCUAAAAUGGCAGAAUUAGCCAAAAAGUAUUUAUGUGUUUUAGCCUCCUCCGUUCCUUGCGAGAGAAUUUUUUCCAAAGCAGGGGGCCUAUUCUGUAACUCGAUUCGAAAAAAAAUUUACUCGAAUUCGGAUUUUGUAUAUUCUGUAACUCGAUUUUCGGAUUUUCAAGCCAAUUUUCGCAUAAAAUAUUCGAUAGCUUUUGAGUUGUGGAAAGAAAAAACGAAAAUUGUACGUAUUUAUUCUGGCACAGGGUGGUACAACUUUCGCAUAAUUAUAAACUAGAUCCGAAUUUCGAAUAGAAUACAUUUUCGAAUCGAGUUACAGAAUAGGGCCCCAGGGCAAAUUGUAUGUGAUCGUCGGUCAAGAUUAUGCGAAGGGAAUACUGAAAUAUUGUUGUUUUUAAAUACAAAUGGAAAAUAUUUACAAACAUAAUAUUUUGGCCUUCUUUUCCAUUUAAUGUAAAUAUUUUUAACACUAUUUAAUUUUUCGUUUAUGUAUAUACUUUGUAUUUGGUGAUUUUCUAAAAAUGAAUUUAUUUAGAAAUUAACAUAUCUGCUUAUUCUAAUAAAUAUGUACAUUGUACCUAAAUGAAAAAAGGAAACACUUUUGUUCUACUUUAUAGGCCUAUGUCUGUUACAAUAGGGGUAUUCGCUUGCUCUUGCAAGAUUGCAGAUUGGGAAAAUACUAUACCGAAAUAUACAAGGACACGAGAGCACCCAUUGCAGAAUCUAGUGAUAUAUGAACGGUUGAUUCGGUCAAUUUAUUGUGAAUGACUAUUAUGCUUGGCUAUUGUGAAUUGGCGCACCUUCUGCAUACAUUUUUAACAAAAAAUCUUUAUAAUUUGAAUAGAAAUUAUAAAAUCUAUUUAAAACGUACCUUUCUCAACAAUUUAACGACGUAAUAUGCCUUUAUGUAAACUGACAGCUAAAACAGGGUUACAAUUAUAUUUUUGCGUGACAUUGCACGCAAAUAUACAUUGGUUUUGAUCUGACAUAUUUUACAGCCAUUGCAAAUAAUUUUCUGCGUGUGUUUGUUGUUGUGCCGGUACACCAAGAGGAAAUAUAUGCAAUUCUUGCACCGUUCAAGGGUUUUGCAAGAGCAGGAGAAUACACCUAAUUUUUAUUCUAGUCACAGUCACAGUUUAAAAUCACUGCUACUACAAAGUCACAGUCACAAGUAGCUGUGUUCCUUAAAAGUCACAACAUCGCCCAUCACUAGUUGCUAGAGGAAGUUUUGACUUUGUGUUCGUGAAGUGUACGAAUGGCUAGGUAUGGGGCACAGUUUACGCCAAAGUUAAUUGUUUUCAAUUUAAAGUCGAGUAGUGGACUAUUGGGAGAUGUUCGGAAAAUAAUACUCUGAAAAUCUUGAUAAUCUUUAUGUACGACUAUUUGCCGAUACAUUUUUGAAGUGAAACCUCUUUAGAAUCGUUGUGAUUUCAAACCGGAUGCAACGGAAAAAACGACAGGUAAGAGACACAAAUACGAAAAUGUGUAGGAUGAAGCCAGGAAAGAAUGAGACAAAAAUAUACAUACUAUUUCAUAUUAUCGGCAUAUACAUGCAUAUAUUAUUUCUUUGGCACAUUUGUCUGUAUGCUUACGAAAGCAAAUGCGAGGCACAUACAUACAUACAUCCAUUCAUAAUAACAAGUGUCAAAGAGUCAAUCUGUGGAAGCACUGACGCGACGACAAAGCGCCACAACGUUGUGUUGUUGGUAGAAAAUCCGAGCUGUGCCGAAAGAAAUUAACAAGAUGCUCAAUUUAUAAUUUUUAGCUUUUGCCAUCGUCGCGAAAAGACGCUUGCUGGCAAAGGCAUGCUCGGGGAGAUGUUACGGCGUCUGUUUUUAUGAAUGAAGCGGGGCCGCUUGUGGAAUUUGCGCCUGCGCUUAUGAAUGAAAUCGUUUUUGUUGCAAAAUUUACUAUAUUUAGGCUUCGCCAAUUUGGCUGCUAUAUUAACUUGUGACGCAUUUGCUAUUUAGACAAUUGUUGUUUCUGUAGAACAAUGUUUCAAUUUUUUGUUGGUGACAUAUUCACAUGUGUCCACGUAUGCAUGUUUGUAUGCUUGUGAAUUAUUUGUUCCACAAAGUAUACAAAUAUACAUAUGUACAUUUAAGUAUAAAUGAAUGUAUAUGAACAUGAAGAUCAAUGCGCGCACAUGUAAUACAUUGAUAAGUGAUAAAAUAAUUAUUUGAAUUUCUGAAUGCGCUAAUGCGUAUACAUACAUUUAUAUGAGCAGGUAAUAAUAUUAUGAUAUGAGCAGGUGCAGAGACAUAAGAUUAAUAUGAUAGAAGAUGUACAUACAUACAUAUGUAUAUAUUGUUGUCAUAAAUUUAAUUUCUAUUAGUAAGAAAUAUAAAACAAAAAUAUUUACGGUAUACUAUAUUAUGUAAAAAUCAACUAAAGUUAUUAAGUCCAAAUUGACUAUAAAUAUUAUUAUGUAUGCAUUCAUACAAAAUGAUACUCAUAUCAUAAUUAUUUUUACAUGUCACUAUGGAAUUGCUGAGGGCAAAACACAAAAGCACAUCCAAGCGAUUUCCUGGUUGAAAGCAAAAAUUGAAGCUUGAAAAUAUCACAAUGCUGUUGUUGGGAGUAUCAUAAGGAGCAUGCACACAUAUAUUUAUGUCUCUUCA
Molecule: messenger RNA, 5490 nt
Organism: Bactrocera dorsalis (oriental fruit fly)
Lineage: Eukaryota; Metazoa; Arthropoda; Insecta; Diptera; Tephritidae
Product: zinc finger BED domain-containing protein 4-like
Exons: 1
Coding region: 2193-3146 (317 amino acids)
Molecular function (GO): protein dimerization activity
Source: RefSeq, a predicted model, not a curated record